This is a messenger RNA of Cuscuta campestris, 3902 nucleotides long. Lineage: Eukaryota; Viridiplantae; Streptophyta; Magnoliopsida; Solanales; Convolvulaceae. The record is from the annotation of a GenBank genome assembly.
CGUAUAUGUAUAUAUGUAUAUAGGAUCUUGCACUUUCUAUCCAAAGAGGAAGUCUGGAUUGGGAGCGAGCAAUGCGAUGUCUAAGGCAUGCUCUUCGCAGCACUCCCUCACCAGACUGGUGGAGGCGUGUACUUCUUCUGGCUCCUUGUCACAGACAUGCACAGUCUCCGACUCCUGGUGCAGUAUUCACGUCUGACAUGAUCUCCGAGGCAACAAUUGAAAGGAUUGUUGAGCUGUUAAAGCUGACUAAUUCAGAAAUCAACUGCUGGCAGGAGUGGCUCAUAUUUUCUGAUGUGUUUUAUUUUCUCAUGAAAAGUGGAUGCAUUGAUUUUGUGGAUUUUGUCGAAAAGUUAGUCUUACGGCUCCAGGAAGAUGAGCAACAUAUACUCAAGACAAAUCAUGUCACGUGGCUGCUCGCACAAAUUAUUCGGGUUGAGCUAGUGAUGAAUGCUUUAAAUUUGGACUCAAGAAAGGUGGAGACAACCAGAAAAAUUGUGUCGUUUCAUAAAGAUGAGAAAAGCUCUGACCCUAAUAGUCCACAAAGUAUCCUCCUUGAUUUCAUAAGCAGUUGUCAGAACUUGCGGAUUUGGUCACUGAAUACAUCAACUAGAGAGUAUCUUAAUAAUGAACAGCUUCAGAAGGGAAAACAAAUAGAUGAAUGGUGGAGGCAAGUGAGUAAAGGGGAACAAAUGAUGGAUUAUAUGAAUUUGGACGAUAGAUCUAUUGGGAUGUUUUGGGUUGUAUCUUACACAAUGGCACAGCCUGCUUGUGAAACAGUUAUGAAUUGGUUAACUUCAGCUGGAUUCACAGAGUUGUUAACGGGACCAAAUGUGCAGUCCACUGAGAGAAUAAUGAUGAUGCUUGAAGUUGUCCCAUUGCCAAUAUCAUUGCUCUCAGGAUUUUCCAUAAAUUUGUGCAUGAAACUCGCUCUUCAGAUGGAGGAUUCCAUGUUUUCUGGACAGGUACCCAGCAUUGCUAUGGUUGAAACAUAUUGUAGGCUGCUGCUCAUAUCUCCUCAUUCUUUAUUCCGCUCCCACUUGAGUCAUCUAAGACAGAGAAAUCAAGCCACCUUGACCAAGCCGGGGAACACCAUUUUGGUUUUUGAAAUUCUCAACUAUCGCCUGCUUCCACUGUACAGAUACCAAGGGAAGAGCAAAGCAUUGAUGUAUGAUGUCACCAAAAUGAUAUCUGUACUAAAGGGGAAACGUGGAGAUCAUAGAAUUUUCAGACUGGGUGAAAAUCUAUGCAUGAAUCUUAUUUUGUCAAUGAGAGAUUUUUUCUUCGUCAAGAGAGAAGGAAAGGGUCCAACAGACUUUACUGAGACUUUGAAUCGCAUAACUGUUACAACUCUUGCAAUCAUUAUCAAAACUCGUGGAAUAGCAGAGUUUGAACACCUACUCCAUCUUCAGACAAUGUUAGAACAGAUACUAGCAACUAGUCAGCAUUCUUGGUCAGAGAAAACACUUCGAUACUUUCCUUCAAUCUUACGUGAUGCAUUGAGUGGUCGGAUGGAUAAAAGGAGUGGCCAAUUGGAUAAAAGGACACUGGCUAUCCAAGCAUGGCAACAGGUGGAAACAACUGUAAUUAAUCAAUGCACCCAGCUUCUUUCACCAUCAGCUGAUCCAAGUUAUGUUGUUACUUACAUUAACCACAGUUUUCCUCUGCACCGUCAAUAUCUUUGUGCCGGUGCAUGGAUACUAAUGCAUGGGCACUCUGAAAACAUCAACAGUGUGAACCUUGGACGUGUCUUGAGAGAAGUAUCUCCCGAAGAGGUUACUUCCAAUAUAUACACGAUGGUAGAUGUAAUGCUUCAUCAUAUUCAUUUGGAACUGCAGCGAGGACAUCCCUUGCAGGAUCUUAUGGUAAAAACAGUUUCCAAUCUUUCAUUUUUUAUCUGGACACAUGAGCUACUUCCUUUGGAUAUCUUGCUUCUUGCACUUAUUGAUCGUGAUGAUGACCCGCAUGCUUUGCGCAUUGUGGUUAGUUUACUUGAUAGUAAAGAGCUUCAACAAAAAGUUAAAGUUUACCUUUUAAGUCGUGGCCCACCAGAGAAUUGGGCUCAAACUGGACCUUUCAAGCGUUCUGAGUUGCAGAAAGCUCUUGGGAAUCAUCUCUCUUGGAAGGAAAGGUAUCCAACAUUCUUUGAUGACAUUGCUGCUCGCCUGCUUCCAGUGAUCCCUCUAAUCAUUUACAGAUUUAUUGAAAAUGAUGCUAUGGAUGCAGCAGAUAGAGUCCUGCAGAUCUAUGCUUCUUUUCUCCAUUAUUAUCCUCUAAAUUUUACAUUCGUUCGUGAUAUUCUUGCGUAUUUUUAUGGCCAUCUUCCUGGGAAGCUAAUACUCCGUAUACUAAAUGUGUUGGGUAAAAAGGUUCCAUUUUCUGAUCCAUUUCUUCAACAUAUUAACUCAACUAACGCAACAAUGUGCCCUCCUUUGGAUUAUUUUGGUACUCUGUUAUUGGGUCUGGUAAAUCAUGUCAUUCCUUCUCUAAAUAGCUCGUCCAAAACUGCACAAACAGGAGAUGUUUCAAGCAGUUUUGCCCGUGCUCCACCUACCAAGCCACAUUUAAGUUCUCAACCUGGAUCAACAAAUUCUCUUGAAGGCCAGAAACCUUUCUAUCAAAUUCAAGACCCGGGAACUUACACUCAACUGGUGCUUGAAACAGCUAUAAUUGAGAUACUCUCUUUUCCUGUCUCUCCAUCCCAAAUUGUCUCUUCACUCGUUCAAAUUGUUCUGCACAUACAACCAACACUUGUUCAAUCGAGCAAUGGACUACAUGGAUCUCCCAACAGUAUUGGCCAGAGCUCAGUUUUGCCUACUUCUCCCUCUGGAGGAAGCACCGAUUCACUUGGUUCAACCAGGAUUGCCCCUUCCGUUCCUGGUUUGAAUGCAUCUGUUUUUGCCUGCCGCACUGGUUACACCUGCCAGCAGUUAUCUUGCUUGUUGAUCCAAGCUUGUGGUCUUUUAUUAGCUCAACUUCCUCCAGAGUUUCAUGUGCAACUGUAUUUAGAGGCUGCACGUGUAAUAAAAGAGAGUUGGUGGCUCACUGAAGGGAAAAGGUCUUUCGGGGAACUAGAAUCUGCUGUUAGAUAUGCUCUAUUGGAUCCCACAUGGGCUGCCCAGGACAAUACUUCAACAACCAUUGGUAAUGUUGUGGCACUUCUACACGCAUUCUUCAGUAACCUUCCACAAGAAUGGCUCGAGGGAGCACACCUCAUCAUUAAACAUUUGAGACCUGUGACAUCCGUGGCAGUGUUGAGAAUAUCAUUUCGUAUUAUGGGUCCUUUACUACCAAGAUUGGCAAAUGCCCAUCCUCUUUUCAGUAAGACACUGUCAUUGCUUUUAAAUAUACUGGUGGAUGUCUUUGGGAGGAGCACACAGCCACCAGCUCCAGUUGAAGCUUCAGAGAUAGCUGAUAUCAUUGACUUCCUGCAUCAUGUGAUCCAUUAUGAGGGGCAAGGAGGGCCAGUUCAAGCAAGUAGCAGACCCAGAACUGAAGUUCUUGCUCUUUGUGGGAGGGCAGCUGAAAGCUUACGCCCAGACGUGCAUCAUCUUUUUUCUCAUCUCAAAGCUGAUUCAAAUGCAUCUGUUUAUGCGGCAGCACACCCGAAACCCGUUCAGACCCCCUCAUAGAUCUUCUUCUUUAAUUAUUCAACUAUUAGUAGAAAGUGAUUACUCCAAUAUCCAGCAUGUAAUUAUGCAUCACCUUACAGAGUUAUUCUCUGGUUGUUUCUUGGUCCAGUUUACUGUCUGGAACCAUCAAUUAAAACCAAUGCUUUCACCAGUCAAUUUUUUUGCUUCUAUUUUUUUGUUAGUUUAUCACUGUUAUUUAUUUGAGAUUUUAUAAGACAUUUUAACUUGUAAUUCCUUUCAGAUUUUGUAAAACAAUAAAUCUUGUGUGCUAGA